Populus trichocarpa (black cottonwood) is the source of this 1209-nucleotide messenger RNA. RefSeq lists its product as uncharacterized. The transcript has 7 exons. Lineage: Eukaryota; Viridiplantae; Streptophyta; Magnoliopsida; Malpighiales; Salicaceae. Gene Ontology annotation, cellular component: cytoplasm. Gene Ontology annotation, molecular function: 5'-deoxynucleotidase activity. Bases 50 to 796 code for a protein of 248 amino acids. The record is from RefSeq and is a predicted model, not a curated record.
AUAAACAAUUGCCAAAAAAGAAAAAACAAAUAGGAAAAGAAAUCCAAAAAUGGGAAGUGGAAGCCGAAAUUUACUCUGUAAAUCAUCAUCAUCCGCGCUACUCUUCCUCGCACCGUCUUUCACUUCAGCUCAACUCCGUUUCAAUUCCUUCACUCCCUCCAAACUCCGCCGUAUGGCCACUCAACCUUCCUCCUCUCCCUCUUCCCUCACCACAAACGACACCGCUUCUCCUUCUCCUUCGCCCUCUCCUUCCUCCACGAUUGAUUUUCUCUCUCUUUGUCACCGCCUCAAGACUACGAAGAGAGCAGGAUGGGUAAAGAGGGGCAUAAAAGGACCAGAGUCAAUAUCAGAUCAUAUGUACAGAAUGGGAUUAAUGGCUCUGAUUGCUCCUGAUAUUCCCGGCAUUGAUCGUGACAAAUGUAUAAAAAUGGCGAUAGUUCAUGAUAUCGCUGAGGCAAUUGUUGGAGACAUAACGCCCUCGGAUGGGGUUCCGAAGGCUGAAAAAAGCAGAAAAGAGAGGGAAGCAUUGGAGCAUAUGUGCAAAUUGCUUGGCGCAGAGUCAAGAGCGAAGGAAAUGAGUGAGUUGUGGAAUGAGUACGAGGAGAAUUCGACACCAGAAGCUAAAAUUGUUAAGGAUUUUGAUAAGGUGGAGAUGAUCCUUCAAGCUUUAGAAUAUGAAAAUGAGCAAGGGAAAGACUUGGAAGAAUUUUUCCAGUCAACCGCUGGGAAGUUCCAGACUGAAGUGGGGAAAGCAUGGGCCUUAGAGAUAGCAUCAAGAAGAAGGAAGGAACGCUAGUUUCUAGCUUUGAGAUUUUCAGAUGUUUAGGUACUUGUUUUGUUUCCUGGACCUUGAAUUGUCUAAUUAGAUCCCGGUGAUUGAUUAGAUUUGGAAAAUCAUCUCCAUAGUUUCCCCUCGUCUUAUUGCUUAAAACAUCUUCAAUCAAGAUUCUACAACCUAAACAUUUGUUUCAGUUUGACCAAUAAUAAUGCAGGUCCUACAUUUUCCUCCCAUUUAUCCCACCUUAACCUCCAUGAGUUGCGCUAGCAAGAAGCAGCGGAGGAGAGAAAUCGUCCACCUCAUGGUUUAUGCCUACCCAGCAUGGGAGAGGCAAGAUUUCUGGUUACAAUGUUGGAUGUGUUGGCACAAACAUGCACUGACUUGUUCUUGUGAUUUGACGAGGCAUGAGCAAAUGCAAUUUGUUUUUUCUA